Molecule: messenger RNA, 393 nt
Organism: Laccaria bicolor S238N-H82
Lineage: Eukaryota; Fungi; Basidiomycota; Agaricomycetes; Agaricales; Hydnangiaceae
Exons: 3
Coding region: 1-393 (130 amino acids)
Source: RefSeq, a predicted model, not a curated record
AUGGUCCAAGCACCAGCUACGGACUUUUCUGCGUUCGUUCUCGACAUUUUGUCACAUACUACGCACCCCAUAGACCAGAAAGUCUUGUGCCACUGUUUACAGCUGGCCUCCUCAUUCCUCGUCACAGAUCUCACCAUGGACCCACAGCACGGCCUAUCCACCUGGUCGUUAGGAUUGUCGCGCAUUGUUGACGUUGUUCUCGCUCUCCAUGCGAGAGAUGAGUUGGAAGUGUCCACCCUCAGCGCAGCGUCCAUGGCUUGUUCAGAGUGUUGGACAACAGCUGGAUCUUUCAAGGGCAUGCAAGACUCCAGAGCAAAGGUCAGAGAAAUCGGUAAUAAACUCAAGAAACUUUUGGAUACAAACAGAAGAACCUACAAAGUAUACGCGCCAUGA